AUGUCGAAUCUCACCCACUCAAACGGCCAUGGCACUGGAUACGGCAAUCAGACACUUCUCGAAAAUCCCAACUUGUGCACCCUUGACACCUGUGACUUAUCUUUGGCAAGCUUCCUGUACAUCCCUACAUUACCAGGCAAUGUGCUCUUUGCAGCGAUAUUCGGGAUCUACCUCGUUGCACAAAUCUUCCUGGGUAUCAAGCAUAAGACAUGGGGCUACAUGGUUGCCAUGGUCAUGGGUCUGCUCCUCGAAGUCAUCGGUUACGUUGGCCGAGUCUUGCUUCACAAUGAUCCUUUCAAUGAUAACAACUUCCUCAUGUAUCUUGUCACUUUGACUAUUGCCCCAGCUCUGCUCAGCGCCUCGAUCUACCUCUGCCUCGCACGUAUCGUCAACAUCUACGGCGAGAACCUCUCACGCUUCAAACCUCGAACAUAUACACUUUUCUUCGUCACUUGCGAUGUCAUUUGUCUUGUUCUUCAAGCCCUUGGCGGCGGUAUCGCCAGUACAGCAGAUGAUACGAGUGGAAGUGAUCUUGGCAGGAAUAUCAUGAUGGCUGGUCUGGUAUUCCAGGUCGUCUCUCUCACACUCUUCUCUAUCGCUGCUACGGAUUUUGGAAUCAGAGUCCGGAAGCACCAAGGACAAUGGAACCCGCGGUACCUAACCAUUGUCAACACACUCCUGUUCAAGGCUUUCCUCAUCGGUCUGGCAGUCGCAACACUUACCAUCUUCAUCCGAAGCACCUAUCGAGUUGCAGAGCUAUCAGGAGGUUUCAACAGCCAUCUCUUCACGGACGACGAAGUGUCUUUCAUGAUUCUCGAAGGAGUAAUGAUCAUCAUCGCCUGUGGCUGCUUAACAAUACUGCAUCCAGCCGUAUGCUUCCAAGGCGUAUGGCACGAAGCCAACUUUGUGUUCCGCACAAGCAAGAACAGAGCUGAGAAGUUGAUGUACAACGAGACUGGAGAUGAGGAAUCUCAGAGAGGUGUUCAGAUGAACACCUUGACUGCACCAAAAUGA
Molecule: messenger RNA, 1014 nt
Organism: Cadophora gregata
Lineage: Eukaryota; Fungi; Ascomycota; Leotiomycetes; Helotiales; Ploettnerulaceae
Exons: 3
Coding region: 1-1014 (337 amino acids)
Cellular component (GO): fungal-type vacuole; plasma membrane
Source: RefSeq, a predicted model, not a curated record